UUUCUCACUCAAUUCACUUAUCAUCGGCGACUGUCUAUUUUACUCCGUUGUUUUCUGUCGUCUAAUGAAAUCGUAUUCUGAAAAUAAUUACAGUCCUUAAUUUUAAAAGGAAAUUAUGUAAAUAUUAUUCGAGUGCAAAUACAACAUUUAGUGCAUGUUUGGACCCAUUUCGGUAUGAGUGGGGUGGCCACAUCGAAAAUGUUCCUGAAACUAAACUCAAGAACGUCAAGAACGUUGAGAAAACAAUAGGGGAUAAAUUCCUAUACUAGGUCUCUUAGCACAUCGUAAUAGAUGCUAGUUUCGUUUAACAAUGGAUACGCUUCACGUUACCCACGCUCACAGUAAAGGGUCCAGCCGGAGCCAGUCGCCUUCCGCCGCGGACCUCGCCGUGGUUACCGAUGACGCGGUCAUCAGGUCAAGGGUACAAUCUCCAUCUACCGUACAUCAUGUUGUUAGUGAGCCGUCUUCAAGUUCAUCGUCUCGUCACGGCGAUAGAACGCAUCACGCCAAGUCUCAUUCACGAGAUCUCGGUAACAGUCCUCUUACCGCCAACGCCACGGGAAAUACAUCUAGAGAUUUAGAAGAUUCGCCGCAGAAGAAGAUUCUGUCAGGUCUGAUGGCUCCAGGCGACUAUGCCAGUACCGUAUACAGCCCCAACGUAUCGUACGCUCUCUCUUCGGACGAAUACGGCUCGCCGGCCUACAGGAGUCAAGAUGGUGAUUACUCGACUCAAGAUGAAGCAGAUGGUACCAACGCUACAUCGACUAAAGCGCAAGCGGCCAUCGCUCAUCUGAACAACAAGAUUGAACGUACUAAAGAACUGAUACGGCUCGAGCAGACCAUCAGAGACGACAACGUAAACGAAUACUUGAAGCUGGCGGCGAACGCGGACAAGCAGCAGCUCCAGCGGAUCAAGGCAGUGUUCGAGAAGAAAAACCAGAAGAGCGCCCUCUGCAUCGCGCAACUGCAGAAGAAACUCGAGGGCUACAACAAGAGGAUCAAGAACUGGGAGCAACAUGGCUCCAGCGGACAAGCUCACAGACAACCUCGAGAAGUUCUGCGAGACAUGGGACAAGGUUUAAAAAACGUGGGCGGAAACAUCCGCGACGGCAUCACGGGUCUCGGCGGCAGCGUCAUGGCCGCCCCGCGAGAGUUCGCUCAUCUCUUCUCGAGGUCCAACCGGUUCGGAUCCGCUGACAACAUCGCUCAAUUAGCCGAGAACACGGGUGCUUCCCCACCACAUGCGGAACUAAGAGCGAACGCGUCGUCUGAAGGUUCGAGGGCUUCGGAAGUAGGCGAGGCGGCUGCCCCCCGAGGCUCAACGUUGCCGCGCGCCGCUACGUCACCAGCGCCCAAGUACUCGCCCGACGCCUCGCCCAGCUCAUCCGUCACCAGCGAGGGAGCGCCGUACCCAACGCAGACGGGUGCGAACAAUAUGACCGACUCUGCGUUCACACUCAAACCGAUCCUGAACGAACUACGCGAGCGGAGGGAGGAUUAUGAGCGGUUAGCCGAAAAACUAGAGGCGCUGAAGGUGAGCCUGUCCCAAGAAGUAUCGUUCCUGUCUUCCGCGUUGCAAGAGGAACGAUUCAAAACCGAACGCUUGGAGGAGCAAAUCAAUGAUCUCACUGAACUACACCAGAAUGAGGUGGAGAACUUGAAACAAGCCCUCACAGACGUGGAGGAGAAAGUACAGUACCAGAGCGAAGAACGAAUACGAGAUAUACACGAGGCGCUGGACCUCUGUCAGACUAAGAUCAGCAAGCUGGAGCAGUGGGCGGCGAGCGGGGGCGGCGGCACGGGCGGCGGCGGGGCGGGCGGCGAGGCGGGGGGCGCGGGCAGCCUGCCGCCGCGCGUCGUGCUCGUCAAGCUGCUCAACGUCGCGCUCACCCUGCUUCAGCUCGCCUUGCUGCUCGUCGCCACCGUAGCAGGAGUCGCCAUGCCCUUCUUGCGGACCAGAGUACGAGUGCUAACGACGUGUCUUGCGGUACUAGUCGGUAUAGUAGUGCUGAAGCAAUGGCCCGAAGUGUCUCAAGUGUCUGAACAUUUGGCGAAAAGACUCAAACAUUACUUGUUGGACGCUCCCGCGGACAGGUAUGAAUGCAAGUCGUUGUGUGGUUGAUAGCCUUAGUUAAAACUUAAAGUGAUGUGUGAAAACGUUUCCGAGACAAAUUAUGAGGAACACGCAUUCAAAGUACUCUUUUACGGCAAAAUUUGUUUCGAUUAUAUCGGAUUAAAUUUCCAAGGAAUUAUAAUCGAUUUCUUAACAUCAGAAUGUAUCGUCAUAUUUUCAGUCUUUCUUAUCGUAUGUGAUUUAUUCUGUGUAUCGUACAAUUAUUUCAGUUUGAAUCUUUUUAUGUUAUCAAAGUAAAAAUAUUAUAGCAAAUUACUGACAGGUAUACGAAUAAUAAAUCAAAAUCUAGAUUCAAAUGAGUUAGUAUGAGUUUUUUCGUAAGUUUCAACAAGGUCAUUAUUCCCGCCAUCUCUGUGAUUUGAUGGUGGACUGAUGAGGAAAACCGUGAGACUGAAAGAGUGUAACAACGCCCUAUGUGUUUAAAUAUGCUGUGGUGUAAUUUGCGAGAGGCUUCACUAGAUAGUAUAAAACAAAAUCGCUUUCUCUGUCCCUAUAUCCCUGUGUAUGCUUAAAUCUUUAAAACUACGCAACGGGUUUUGAUGCGUUUUUUUAAUAGAUAGAGUGAUUGAAAAGGAAGGUUUUUAAGCAUAAUAACAUCCAUUAAAUAGUGGAGACAUCAAUAAUAAAUUACAGCUUCCUAAACGAAGCGAGGGCGGGUCGCUAGUAUUUAUUCAAAUUAGACAUCUGUCUGUGGACUAAUGGUGUUUAUCUACAUUUUCAAAGUUUUUAUAAAAAUAGAAGCUUUAUUCGCAAUAGAAACAAAUUUUCAAGUUCAAAUUAAUUGAGUGCUAAAUAUGCGUGUCAGUUGCAUGUGAACAUUAAUGGUCAAUUUGUCUCGAACGUAAUGCGUUGUUUUACGCGUGAUUUGAUAAAUGUAAGCGUAAUGUGGUAUAUUUCGCAGUGAUAUUAAUAUGUUUUAAGUCCUUUGUAAGUGAUGAUGUGAUGGAAUAUUCAGAACGUCUACGAAAACUUUUCUUUCCAGCAAGCUAAAGCCAAAAGCGACAUUAGGCUAAAACUAAAUUAGAUGCUCUACAAAUUGGAAGUAAAAACUUUUUUGUUUUGGUAAACAUAUUUUAUUUUAAAAUUAUUUUUGCACUACAUAAGUGCUUCAUUUAAAAAUAAAAUUUAGUUUUGAAUAUUACAUCACAUUUGAUUUAUAUUAAACGUUGACGGGCUGGGUCCGAUUUUAUUUUGAUUAUAUUAAAUUAUUGUUAUCUAAAUAUAUCUUUUGUAGUUAAUUUAUAUCGAAAACUCAUCGCAUUGCACUGCAUUCUGUAAGUAGAAAGGUAAUUAUUUCAAUGAAAAAUAUUGUUUUAAACUGAAUUGAUAGUUGAUAAAGACAUUUUUUAUAUAUUUUUUUUAUAUAUUUCAAUGAUUAAUUUUCAAAAUUUAAUUUUAAAUUUCAAAAUAGAAGAUUCGGUUCAUCAGAUAGAUAGUCCAAUCGUUUAAUGAACAGGCGAUUUCUCAUAAUGUAUAAAAUAAUAUAACAUUGAAAAAAAGAAUCGGUUAAUAGACAUGGGAAGUUUUUGGACAUUAUUUAUUUCUUAAAUUUAAUUGGGGCAUUUAAUUGGGGAAUUGAAUAUGAAAUUUUUGUUACAUAAAUGAUUAUUGGAUUUUGAUAAUAAAUUGAAUAUUUUUAGAAUAAUUGAAUACAUAUAUUUAUUUUUAAAAUUUUUUUUAUUGUUUUCACAUAGUAUAUUAUAAUCUGCUCGUUGAUGAUGUGAUUAAUCGUAAAAUUUGUUUUAUAAUACUCUGGUCUGUAGUUAGAGGUAAUUUUCUAGAAAUUCUCAUAAUGAUAAAACUUAAAAGACCACCAUAACUUGAAUAAAUAUACAUAUCGACGCUUGAAAGGCAAACGUGACUAAGCGACAAUAACUGCUUUGUACAUAGAUGAUAGGCAAUAACAAUAUUCGAUGCGCAAAAAAAUAUAUAUUUCUAGGUCUAUUAAAGUCAUUUUAAUCCUACAGCUACUAGUUAGAUUCUACUACAGCUAGAUUCGUUAAAAUAAAUUUUGUUUUCAGGUAUUUUAACUUUAAAUUAGUCUACUGUAAAGUUCACGCAUUGUCGCUUAGUUACGUUUGCCUUUCAAGCGUCGAUAUAAAGUAAAAAAAGAGAUUAUUUUAUAUUGGGAGCAUGUUCUACAAACUUUGUUUAUGAAAACUCUCAGAGCACUCCAUUGAAAUUAUUCAGAAGACAACAUCUCUGAUUUCACAGCUGAAAUAAAUUUAUGUUUUGUAUUGUUUUAAUUUUGUUUCUUUUUUGUUAAGUAAUAGAACUCAUAAUUAAAAAAGAAACAUGUCUAUAUCAAUGUGAUUAUUGUAAAUUGUAUUAAUUAAUAUUUGUAUCCAUUGUAUUGCAAUUUGUAAAGAUAAAACAUUCCAAAUUUUUUUUAAUACGUUGAACAUCUAUGGUUGUGUGUGAUGCUCCUAGUGAAUUCAUUGAAACAUGAACCAAAAGUAUGGUUAUUACUGUAGAAGUAAUUGAUAUCAUUAAUUUGAUUUUCAUAAUAUUAAAUCUUUUAGUCAAGCGAAAAAAUUAUGCCAUUUAAAUAAGCACAGUCACAGCUCGAGAAACAAAAACACAUGUGUAAAAAAAAAAAAAUUGAUUCGUACUCAUUUUUUUAUAUGGUUAGUAAUUGCCAGGCUUGCGUCACACCCGGAUAAUGUAAAUAAAUGCAUAUUUAUUGAUCGCUCAAUGAAACACCAACCUACAGUGAUCGUAAUGUACAAAGUAAAGUUUUUUUAGAAGCAAUAAUCUAAUGGUUUUGUAAAUAUAAAUGCGUUUUUAUUGUUGCUCCUGUAAAUAUCGAAUCAAGAAUCAUUACAAUUUGCCCGUUUUCUUUUAUUUUAUUGUAAAUGUUAGAUGCAAACCAAUUUUUUUUUGUAAUAGUUUUUGCUCGUCCAUCAUCAAUGUAUCUAUAAAUUUAGAUAUAAUUAUGAUCUCAAUAUAAAUAAUUUAUAAUUAUUCUCUAAAUUCAAUUGAUUGUUUCAAAUUGGUUUGUAUCGUUUUUAGUCUCAAUUACGAAUGCAAUAUGUUUACGGGGUCGUUACUGCCGCCCUUAUUGAUUCAAUAAAAUCAUCACAGUUUAA
This is a messenger RNA of Bombyx mori (domestic silkworm), 5223 nucleotides long. It is a transcript of the gene Dmtn, whose product is annotated as transmembrane and coiled-coil domains protein 2. NCBI's taxonomy places the organism in Eukaryota, Metazoa, Arthropoda, Insecta, Lepidoptera, Bombycidae. The record is from RefSeq and is a predicted model, not a curated record. Gene Ontology annotation, cellular component: endomembrane system. The transcript is spliced from 18 exons. Bases 311 to 2122 code for a protein of 603 amino acids.